Molecule: messenger RNA, 1515 nt
Organism: Protopolystoma xenopodis
Lineage: Eukaryota; Metazoa; Platyhelminthes; Monogenea; Polystomatidea; Polystomatidae
Source: the annotation of a GenBank genome assembly
CCAGAACAAACCUGCUGUUACUCGGCCUCAACUGCUGCGCCCUGUAAUCCAGUCAGUGGAGUGCUAUGGUCUUCUGGCAAUAGUUCCCAUCGUAACCCUGAUGACGCGACCACAUCCACGCCAUCUACUGAAAUUAGCCCCACACCGGAAAGUCCUAUCCCCUCUCUCAUGGGAAGAGGUGUUUUAAGCCCACGUGAGAGGACCCUGCGUAGGACCAUGAAAACCACCACUACAACAACUACUACGAGGACCACCACGAUACUGGAGACCUCAACCUUAGUUCCUGAAUCCAAAGGACAACUUUCAAGAGAGGCGGCGGCAUCACUUUCCGAAAGGGAGAAAGAGAGUGGGCUGACCGAAGCUAAUCAACUGGACCGACAACAAUCGGUCAGUCUCAACGCCUGUCCUCUCGAGGUCCCUCUUCAUAACGUCGUCCAUGAAAGGCCAGCUCCAACUUCUGGAUCCAAUCAAUAUGAGGAAGGAGACAUCAAUUCGCAAGUAUCAAGGGCGGGAUAUCAUGAUGCCCCGCCAUCCUUCCUACAGUAUCCAGAGGGCCAUGAGGCACCAGACUACUCCUACACUCAGCCGAACUUGACUCCAAUGGCUAUAGUAUCCUCUUCAUCCAAUGAUCCACUGAUUUCAAUUCUUCGGCCCGAGGAUACCUAUUUCCCUCAUCAGAUAAACGAUGUUCUGCCUUUUCUUGAACCCGGUAUGCAAGGAAGUCACCAAUCUCGAGUCACAGCGCCGAAUGGUACAACGCGGCCCUACUAUCAGCAUCACCAGUACCAUCAUCAUCUCCACCAUCACCAUCACCACCAGGUGGCCUUUUACUCUGCUGAGCGAGUGACAGCCGUCGCGGCCGCAGCUGCUGCAGCGGCCGCUGCCGCCGCCAUGGUGACAAUGGGAACGCCAGCUAGUCUCUGCUCCGGUCUGACAGCCUCGAAUUACGUUCCAAAUACCAUCCAACACUCUGGACUCCCAUCUUCCCAACUGUUGGCCCUUCCGCCGAUUCCGCCUCCGCCUCAGCCUCCGCUUCCCCACCCUCCUCCUCUAUUACCCACGCCAUCAGCAGCACUAUUGUCACCAUCCCUCACCUUUCCGCCUCCGGCACAGUCAGAAUGUUUUGACUGGCCUAUCUGUGACACUGUUCAUCUUAACUACCCACUUCCGACUCCUCCAAUGCCGCCGACAGCUUCAACGGAACCUCAUCUAUAUCGGACAAGGGAUGCCCCAUAUCUAACCUACCCAUACAUCCAGCCCCCAGUAGCCUAUCUGUCUUCGUCUGCUUACCCACCUCUAACAAGACCUUUGUCCGAAGGCCGAGUUGAACAAGCUAGAGAAUAUUCACCGGCCUAUUCAACCGCACUUAUGAUAAGUCUUCCAGAUCGACACACACCAGCCCCUGGCUUUGUCCAGCCGCCCCAUUCCUCUUCUCAGAUAGAGGGGCGAAAGAUAGAGAAAAUAGAACAAGGGUCAGGGGAAGGUGAGGAAGAGGAUGAGAGGAUUCACAGGAAA